Cotesia glomerata is the source of this 1984-nucleotide messenger RNA. Its product is annotated as 4-coumarate--CoA ligase 2-like. Gene Ontology annotation, cellular component: mitochondrion. Lineage: Eukaryota; Metazoa; Arthropoda; Insecta; Hymenoptera; Braconidae. The transcript has 7 exons. Gene Ontology annotation, molecular function: long-chain fatty acid-CoA ligase activity. Bases 86 to 1918 code for a protein of 610 amino acids. Gene Ontology annotation, biological process: fatty-acyl-CoA biosynthetic process; long-chain fatty acid metabolic process. The record is from RefSeq and is a predicted model, not a curated record.
UAAUAAAUAUUAAUGACUAUACGAAAUGUUAUCGUUGAUUUAUUUUUCUUCGUGGCUUUAGUUUGAUUUUUAAACUUGAGUAAAAAUGUCGCGUUUCUAUUUCUUAGCGAAUAAUGUGAUAAACAAAUUAAAUAUUAUUUCUUCCUGGUCGGUUAAUAGAGCUUUAUCAUCACGUAAAGUUGAGCUUAAUAGCAUUAAAGUUACUGGGUUUACCAAUAGUUUUAAUCAUGCCAAUUGGGGCGUCCGAUGUUACUCAAACUGCUUAAACAUUCAAAAUCAAAAAUCGAUUAUUAAUAAUAAUAAUAUAUUCAAAAGUUUUGUUCCAUGUGUUGAUGGCUUUCAAGGUCUAUUAUUACAUCAGUGUAUUUGGAAAAAUAUUGACAAGUGGUGGAACAAAACAGCUUUGAUAAACGCAGUCACUGGAAAGUCUUAUACGUACCGAGAAUUAAAGAAAUUGAGUGGAAAAUUUGCGACGUCCUUGAGAAAAAAUAAUCUUCGGCCUGGUGAUACUAUUGCUGUUGUGCUUACCAAUGUUCCAGAGUACGCAAUUGUUGUACUUGGUGCGAGUGAAGCCGGAGUUUGUGCAACAUUGAUUAACCCAGCGUAUACUGCUGAAGAAAUAAAAAAACAAUUAGAAAACUCUGAAGCAGCAGCUGUCGUAACAUUAACUUCGAACUAUCCAAUUGUUGCUGAGAGUAUUAAAGGGAACUCGGUCAUUCGUUUGCCGAUAAUUGUGAUUGAAGAAAGAACAGACAGUCCAACGCCUGAGAAUAGUAUUAAUUUCAAAGAUCUUAUUGGCGAUGGCGUUGAAGAGUUUGAAAAAACUGGCCUACAAACAGAACGGAAUCCCGAAACUGAUACUGUUUUUUUACCGUACUCUAGUGGAACAACUGGAUUGCCGAAAGGUGUGGAGUUGACUCAUAGAAAUGUUGUUGCUAAUAUGUUUCAAGAACGGGUGAAAGAAGUAACAGCUUCCAGAGAAGCUAUCGGUGAUCAUCAAGAAAUAUUACCUGUAUUUUUACCUAUGUAUCAUAUUUUUGGCUUAGUAGUUUGUAUGCUUAAUUAUCUUGGUUUAGGAGGAAAAGUAAUCUGUAUGCCAUCAUUUUCAUCAACAGCAUUAUUAGAGGUAAUGAAUAAACACAAAAUAACAUCUAUGUACGUGGCACCCCCAAUUGUUCAGAUGCUGGCAAAUGAUGAUCGAUUUACGAAACGUCAUAUAGAGAGUAUUAAAUUAAUAACAUGUGGAGCAGCACCGACUGGCGAAGAAGUGAUUGCUAAAUUUUUAAAUCGCGUUGGUACCCAAGUAAACUUUGCCCAAGGAUACGGCCUCACGGAAACUUCCCCGGUGAUAUCCAAAAGUGUAAGCGCUCCACUUGAGUCAUCAGGAAUUUUAGUGCCGAACACUGAAGUACGCAUCGUUGGACAUGAAGAACAUAAUAGAGGAAAUAAUUUGGGAGUUGAUGAAACGGGUGAAAUUUUUGUACGAGGCCCGCAAGUUAUGAAAGGAUAUUUUAAAAAUCCAAAAGCUACCGCUGAUACUAUGGAAGGUGAUUGGUUUAAGACCGGUGAUUUAGGUUCUUUUGAUGACAAAGGACAUUUGUACAUACGAGGACGACUCAAAGAGUUGAUAAAAGUUCAAGGUUACCAGGUGGCACCGUCGGAACUGGAAGAUAUUAUUCAGGGUCAUGAAAAAAUAGCUGAUGCAGCAGUUAUAGGUGUGUUGCAUGAAAGAUACGGGGAAAUUCCAAAAGCUUUUAUAGUACCAAAAGCAAACAUGUUAAUUGAUGGCCAAGAAAUAAAGGAUUACGUUGCUAAACGUGUUGCUAAAUACAAACAACUUGGUCACGUUGUUAUAAUUGAUAAAAUUCCGAAAAGUGCUGCGGGUAAAAUUUUACGUCGAGAGUUGCAAAAAAUCUGAUUUCUUUUUUACAAUUAUCUGUUUGAAUUUAUUUUUUAUUUAUUUAAUUAUUUUUUUUUUUUUUUU